Messenger RNA from Ylistrum balloti, 1630 nucleotides. Its product is annotated as retinol dehydrogenase 11-like. The record is from RefSeq and is a predicted model, not a curated record. Lineage: Eukaryota; Metazoa; Mollusca; Bivalvia; Pectinida; Pectinidae. The transcript has 8 exons. Bases 1 to 999 code for a protein of 332 amino acids.
AUGGGCAGUGACUAUAGCUUUCCCAUGGUGACCCUACCCCGGGACAGGAUUGUAGUUGUGACGGGAGCUAAUAGAGGUCUUGGAUACGAAACAGCCAAAUGGAUAGCCAUGCUUGGGGCCACAGUUAUUCUAGCUUGUCGAUCUGUAGAAAACGGCAGAAAGGCUAUGGUAAAAAUGAACAUGGAAUUCCAUGAGGAGAAGAAGAAAGGUACCAAAGGCCUGUGUGAUUAUGACGAGCUAGCCAUGGACGUCAUAGAACUUGAUCUGUCGUCUCUAACCUCCACGAAAAAAUUUAUCGAAGAAUAUUGGGACUCUGGUCGAAAUCUCCACGUUCUCAUAUGUAACGCGGGCGUGGCUAUGUGUCCCCCAGAGAUUACAGAGGACGGAUACGAACUGCAUUUUCAGGCCAACUACCUAGGGCAUUUCCUGCUGUGUGCAGAGUUAUUGCCCCUGAUGGAAGCCAGCGGUGAAGACUGCAGGGUUAUUCUGGUUUCAAGUUUCAUGCAUUUUAAUUGUGGGUUCGACACCAAGAGAAUUCAAGGGAUAUUUCCUUGUACACUUUACAACAGAAUUAUUCAGUACAGCAGGUCUAAACUUUACCAGGUGAUGCAGACAUACACCAUGCGACGCUUAUUAGAGGGGAGUAAUGUCUCUAUCUGUAGUGUCAACCCAGGUUGGGUGUACACAGAUAUCAACAGGGGUCUUGGUGAUUACGGCUUUCUCAUGAACUGGUCAUACGCUACGGUGGCCUGGGCAGGUUUCAAAACAUCCUACCAAGGUGCCACUGUGACGAUAAAUGCCGCUGUGAACCCCGACAAACCAAUUAGUCCUUAUUACAGCAAUAAUUACCCGGCGCAUCACAGCAGUACUUCAAAGAAUGAAGAUUAUCAGAGACGUCUCUGGAUCUACACUCUGGAUUGUUUGAACCCAUUCAUGAAGUCCGAAACAAGGAAAAAGAUGAAGACAUUUACUGUAGCGAUGGGCAUGGAGGAUACCUGAUUUAUUGAGAUAAAGCAGCUUUAGAACUUUACGUAUGUAACUUGUGCAGAAUGUACUACUUUGUCUCCAAGCAUGUGUAAUACAUCGAAAUUGUCAUUUGAAACUCGCGUUGAAAUAUAUCUCACAAAUUAGUUUCAAAUGAUAUAUUUGAGAGAAUUUCAAUAGAAGAAAUGGAUUUGCACAUUUCCAUAUUUUUGAAAUUCACUGCGUGACUAAUGAUGUAAAUGCCAGACACUAAGUUGUACGUCUAAACAAUCAAAGUCGACGGUAAUCGUUAGGGAUGUCAACAACAUGAACUUGUGCCUAAUAUGAUAUGUAUCUACUGCUGGAGAUUAUAAACUAAUUCUUCUGGUGAUCAUUUGUUGCAUGUUGAGGAACUCAGAUCUAACCAGCCUGUGUAUUCUUGAAAACACAUAAAAACUACCAAUUCCAACCAACUACCUGUCCAUUCGAUCAAGAACAUAUUAGCCAUACAUUAUCAAGGACGUGGCAGAUGAAGAUACCCAAGACGAGUGAAGAUUUUGCAAUGUCUCCUACUCAAACCAGAAACUUAGAAUACAACUCAUGUAAAAAGGAAAUUUCCGUGUCUUUUGUAACGGACAGGGAGGAAGGUUGUGACUUCACAUUUGCU